Molecule: messenger RNA, 1125 nt
Organism: Peniophora sp. CBMAI 1063
Lineage: Eukaryota; Fungi; Basidiomycota; Agaricomycetes; Russulales; Peniophoraceae
Source: the annotation of a GenBank genome assembly
AUGGCCCCUUCUGACCCUCCAAGACCUUCGAUGCGCCGGAAGUCUUCGGCCCAGAACUUGCUCUCAACGUUCAACAAGUCGACUGUACCCGGGGCACCUUCCGGCUCUACUACGCCUUCCAUACCCCAUUAUCCGAUACCAAACGCACCGCCAUCAUCCUUCACAUCUGCUGCUUCAUCUAUUAUCACUGCGUCGACGCCAACUGCUAGAGAAUGGGAUGCUCAGAGCUUACAUUCAGACGGAACUGCUUCGACCGCCGCGCCGUCAGUCGCAAGUCAGCCGUUCACACAGGCUAGCGUGGAAUACCUGCGAGAUAUGGUUCAAAAGCGUAUCAUCACAUUGACAUACAUGCGCAAUGUACACGAAGGGCACACGCACUGGUUCCACACUAUCGCAAUCAGUCGGGCAGACCUGGAUAGGGCGUUCGACAACCACAGUAUGAAGAAACGGACUGCGCGCUUCACCGUACUGGCUAUGUCUCUCGCCGCGCUACUCGAUGUAACGCAUCCGACCGACCUACUUCGUGGGCUACUGAAUACGUUGACGGAAUGGGAGCAGAAUAAGGAUGAGGGCGAUCGACAACGACUACGAAUAUGGAAGCGGCCACCGAAGUCAAAGGGUGGAAUCGCGGAUUACUCUGCUUUACCCGACACCGCCGACGGCUCCUACUUGACCGUCACGCACGUUCCCUUCGCUCUGGAUUACACCACGACCCUUCUAUCUUUGCUCGACAUCCUCUCUGCACUCUACGCCAAGAUCGCGAAACUGCUAGGACCGUCGCCAUUCCCCCAUGCAUCACAACAUAUGCUCGGAUUAUCGGCGCCACAUCCGGGCGUGAGCUAUCUCUUCUCCGGCGGAGGCCAGACAGCGGCAGAUGGAGAACUAUACGAGGUGGCUUUUGGCGGUGGGGGGCCUGUAGGCGGCCUGAGUAGUCCGCCGCCCAGCUGGACUCCCGCACUAGGAGAGCUUGUCGUGAAAGUGGAUACAAAGUGCAAGAAAAUAACUUCGCAGUUGCUGAAGGAGCUUGAUACCCUGGCACGCGACGGUAUUCGUGACGAACUGGCGUCACUAGAUCCGCUACUGCGGAAUCUGCCUCUGGCCAAUGAGCACGGGGACAAUGAUUGA